This is a messenger RNA of Eupeodes corollae, 497 nucleotides long. RefSeq lists its product as uncharacterized. NCBI's taxonomy places the organism in Eukaryota, Metazoa, Arthropoda, Insecta, Diptera, Syrphidae. The transcript has 2 exons. The record is from RefSeq and is a predicted model, not a curated record. Bases 108 to 416 code for a protein of 102 amino acids. Gene Ontology annotation, biological process: transcription by RNA polymerase II; transcription initiation at RNA polymerase III promoter. Gene Ontology annotation, cellular component: nucleus.
CACACCUUAUAAGUAGCAUCAAACGUACCUAAUAGAAUUUUAUUAAAUUGUUUUUAUUUUCGUUUUUUUUUUUUAUAUUGUUAAAGUCUUGUAUAAAAAGAACAAAAAUGAAACGAAAUGUUUUAACAACUGCUGAUGUACAAAAAGAGCAACUUUUUUUAGUUCAACUCGAGCGUGAAUUAAAUACUAUCUUAGGAAAAAUUAAUGAAAAUCUCAAUACUUUGAAAGUUGAAGAGCUGCAACUAAGAUCUCAGGCAGUGAAUAUGUUGGCUCCUCACAGCACUUCACAUAAGGUUGAAGCUAUAGCCAAACAAGAGGCUCCCCCUGUUUUCAAUGACAAUCCAGAAGUAGUGAAUCAACAAGAAAUUGACUUAAACAUUUUACUAAAAAAUAUCAACGAAGAAGAGGAGGAUUGAAUAGACGUUUCUGAAUAAAAUCAAAAUCAUUUUUAUUACUUAUUAGUUAUUAUCUAUAAAAUAAAGUAUUUCAAUAUUGUA